UCCGCGUCAAUCAAGAUGGAUGUCUCCUUUAGGCAUCAUGUCAUGUCAUGCACACACCCCACCAGCCACAUGGGGAGACCAAGUGAGUGGCCCACACCAACAGGGAAACGCGCGUCACUCAUUCAGUCAGUCAGUCUGCUCAUUCACCCACUCACGCCCACCAGCCCACCACACACCUACCCCCACAUAACCACCCACCCCACCUUCUCUCUGCCCGCAGCUCCGAGCCGCCUGACUGACCAAUCCGCGCACUCAGGGGUAGAAGGGCCCGGGCGGUCUCGCUCCUGGCUGCUGAUAGGGGGCCAUGUGUCGCGGCGGGGGCGGCAUGUGCACCGGGGGAUAGACAUUCUGAGGGUUGUAGGGCUCGUCAUACUCGAACGGCUGGUUGCCCUGGCCCAUGGUGCUGCUCAUGACGGGCGGUGGGCGGGGGGGGGUGAGGAGCGGGGGUCGGUGGGAGAAGGGGGAGGGGCCGGGAGGGUACAUGGGGGGCGGAAACAUCGGCCGAUGCGGCGCGGGCUGCAGCCGGAGUCGGGGCUGCUGGUAUUGCUGCUGCUGGGGGUUGCUGUUGUUCAGGUGCUGUGGGUUGCUGGUGCGGUGCUCCACCUGUGUCUUGACCUGCUUCAUGUGCUGCAUGAUGAUCGACAUCAGGACGCUCGGCUGCUGCCGCAUCACCGACGCCGACGGGCCAAUCGCCGGCGGCUUGACCUUCAUGCCCUCCUCGAACGGCACCAAGUAGCUGCGGCCGUCCGUCACGCUCCACACCUUCUUGUCGGUCUCCUUGAGCUUCAGCCCCAGCGGCUCCAGGGUCUUCUGGAUGACGUUGAGCGUCUCCACCGUCCGGAACCCUCCCGAGUUGAGGACGAUGUCGCCCUUCCCCUUGCUGACCUUGACCACCUCGGUGUCGUAGAGCUUGACGAUCAGGUCACCCUCCACGUUGUAGAAGCACUCGCUGUGCAUGACGCCCCGGUCCUCGUGAGACUUCUUGCCAGGCCGCUGCGGCGCUCUGCCGCCUCCCGCGUAUGGCCCGCUCUGCGCCGAGUAGCGGCUUCUCUGGGAGCGGAGCGGGCGGCCGCUGCCAUCUCGGUGUGGGCGAGAGGGGAAGAGGGAGCGUGGCGGGCCGUUGGACUGGUCCAUGGCAUGGUGUGCGUCGGUCGGUCCGCCUCCCUCGUCCUUGAUGAUGUCGUCCAGAGACUUGUCAAGCUUCUCGCUUCCCAUGGCGAUGACGGCAACGAGAUGAACCAGGAACCAACAGACAGGAGAAUCGGUCCACG
Messenger RNA from Vitrella brassicaformis, 1271 nucleotides. Lineage: Eukaryota; Vitrellaceae. The record is from the annotation of a GenBank genome assembly.